This is a messenger RNA of Suillus paluster, 1347 nucleotides long. Its product is annotated as cytochrome P450. NCBI's taxonomy places the organism in Eukaryota, Fungi, Basidiomycota, Agaricomycetes, Boletales, Suillaceae. Bases 1 to 1347 code for a protein of 448 amino acids. Gene Ontology annotation, molecular function: monooxygenase activity; heme binding; iron ion binding. The record is from RefSeq and is a predicted model, not a curated record. The transcript has 12 exons.
AUGUCGAUGCCUACCAACAUAACGUGGCUGACCAUAUGCCUUGCUGGUGUCGGAGUGUAUCUAGUAAAGCAGGCGUUCUCCAAGAAGAAUCCUGCACCAUAUCCACCUGGUCCCCCGGGGUGGCCUCUCAUUGGGAAUAUUCUAGAUAUGCCUCACAUCAAGCCCUCAUUCAACUUCGCUGAGUGGGGCAAGAAGUAUGGUGAUAUAUCGCACAUCGAGGUUCUGGGCCAGCACAUCAUUGUGCUGAAUUCUAUCAAGACUGCGAUGGAAAUGAUGGACGGGAAGAGCUCUGUGUAUUCCGACCGUCCUAUUCUGCCUAUGGAUGGCGAACUAUGUGGCUGGAAGCACACUUUGGGUUUUCUCCCUUACGGUGACCGCCUCCGCUUGUCCCGCAAAAACAUCCACCGCGUCAUUGGCAGUCACGCCGCCUUGAAUAUCUACCACCCGAUCGAGGAAGUUGAAACCCACCGAUUCCUGAAGCGCGUACUUGGGAAUCCCGACCAAUUACAGGCACACAUUCGACACACCACUGGUGCCGUCAUUCUGCGAAUAUUUUAUGGUUAUGAAGCCAAAGUCCCGGAGUGGUUCUCUGGUGCUGGCUUCAAGCGCAUUGCCCGUGAAUCGCGCGAGACCCUCGAAGAGAUGGCUGGUGCACCAUACAAGUUCGUCGAGGAUCAGAUGGCCGCUGGUAUCGCCCCCAAGUCUUUCACCUCAGAUUUGUUGGAAGGUCGUCCUUUGUCCGCAGAAGAAACACUGUGUAAAAUGAGUAACACCCGUUUCCGUAGACAGGUUUCUACAAUUAACACGCUUUUCCUAGCCAUGACAAUUUCCCCUGAUGUGCAGAAGAAGGCUCAGGUUGAAAUAGAUGCCGUCGUUGGUCCUGAUCGUCUUCCCUCCUUCGCCGACCGCGACUCUCUCCCCUAUAUUGAGGCGCUUGUGAAAGAAGUCCUACGUUGGAAUGCUGUCGCCCCUAAUGGUGGCCCCCGCCGUGUCACUGAGGACGAUAUCCACGACGGGUACUACAUUCCAAAAGGCUCAUUGGUAAUGCCCAACGUUUGGUUCAUGCUCAAUGACCCACGGACUUAUGCUAACCCUUCUACGAUCUGCUUCGGCUUCGGCAGACGUAUCUGCCCAGGUCUUCUCCUCGCUGACGCGUCUGUCUGGAUAUCCACCGUGAUGUCACUCGCCGUGUUUGAUAUUUCCAAGGUCAUCGAGAACGGUGUUGAGAUCACCCCUGAAAUUGACUUCUCAUCAGGUGCAAUCAGCCAUCCUAAGCCCGUCAAGUGCUCUAUUAAGGCUCGCUCUGCACAAGCCCUUCAGCUCAUUCAGCAGGAUAUUAACUACUAA